AUGUUUGUGCUUCUACUAUUGCUUGACUUUGUCAACCAAUCACUCGCCCAGUCCAAUUCGACGGCCCUGGAAGGCUGGCAGUUUGAUGACAGCUCACGCUCAAGUUGGGACAUUUUUUGGACAUGUGUUUCAACAAUCCUUGCCUGCACAUGGACAGCCCUGCAUAUUUCUGUUCCAAGUCGUGAUCAGACACAAGCAGUAUAUAUUUUUGUGAAGGCAAUGGCAUGGGUGGGCACGAUACUUGCCCCGGAGUUCAUGGCUGGAACCGCAGCCGAAGAACUAUGGCAGGCAAGAUCUGCAGUGGCACGAUGCAAUGCUGCUUUCCGCAUAGUAAACAGCGAACGCGUUGACCCAGACCCCUCACCAUCGGAGGUUUCAGAAACAGAAAAGACAGAAAAGCCUGAGGGUCGCUGGCGCACUAUCCAGGGGUUUUGCCUCGGUAUGAAUGGUGUUCUUCUGCAGACUAAGGACGAUUGGACAUAUCCAGUACGCUGUAGCAAUGUUGUUGCUCUGAUCAAAGCGCGCGUCAUCAAGCCAUCUCAUUUGAGGAUUCGAGACAUCCAAGACCGCGCCAAGGCGGACUCCUUUGCCAAAGGAUUUACCCUGCUCCAAGCCUUUUGGGUAACUUGCAAUAUUAUUGCCAGACGAGCAUACGACUUGCCAAUUACAGCCCUCGAGAUUUCUACAUUGGCUUAUAUCGCUUGUGCUGCCGCAACAUACAUAAUUUGGUGGAAUAAACCAAAGGAUAUGGUAACACCAAUCACAAUUUAUCUGCCAUACGAUCGUGAUUCCGAGAGUAUGCCGUCUCAAGUCAGAGAUAUCCUAGACGAAGAAGUUGGGAACUGGCUCCACUCGGAUGAUAUCCCUGAAGACACUGACUCUCCGGUAUGGAUUAUCUUUCUCACAUUUUUCUAUUUCCAACUUGCUGUGUUGUCAAUCGUUUUCACACCUUGGUCGUGGAAGAGACAGUGGAAAGUGUUCAAAGAUAAGCUGGAAGUGGUAAUGCAAAAUUCUCAGGGUCGAAGCCCACUGGCGAAGCCCUCUGAUGCCAGCACUGGUGGCCCCCGAGAUGAGGAAAAUCCCCAGGAGACUGAAAAGACAUCAUAUACCAACGAUGGCGACCAUCAAGAAGAUGAAAUUUCUGAGAGUGCCAUAACAGCAUCAGGGUCCGAACAACCAAGAAAUGAGCCAAAAGUCGACGGAAUAUUGACCGUAACGGAAACUUCCCAAGGAAAAGAACCAUUGAUCAGGUCUUCUGAAGCCAGCGAAAAUGAUCCUCGAGAUGUGGAAACCCGUCAAGAACCCGAGCAAGUAUCCGAGGCCCAACAUAAGGGCAUAUCGACAGAAGACGACGAAAGAAUGACGAUCACGGAAUGGACCAACAUCGCCCAUUUCUACAUGUUCGUUUCACUGGUCUUUUGCGGAAUACAUGUUGCUGCAUGGAACUCCGCGUUCCCAACACAGGCAGAGCAAACGGUAUGGCGAGUGCCCUCGCUAUUUGCGCUCUGUAUAACGCUGCCUCUGUACUUCAAAUUCCUUUGGUCAUUCUACUGGCUCCGGCGUACACUGGGUAACAAGGAGAAGCGUGUCUCAAGUGAUAGCUGGUCAAAGGCACCUGACCUUCUUUUCAUACUGGUGUGGUUUUGCUGUUACGCAACUGCACGCUGGGGAAAUGUCAUCCUUAUGUUUAUCUCCCUCCGGGCAUUGCCUGCUGGUUCUUAUACCAGUGUGGAUUGGUUAACAUCGAUUCCCCACAUCUAA
Penicillium vulpinum is the source of this 1761-nucleotide messenger RNA. RefSeq lists its product as uncharacterized. NCBI's taxonomy places the organism in Eukaryota, Fungi, Ascomycota, Eurotiomycetes, Eurotiales, Aspergillaceae. The record is from RefSeq and is a predicted model, not a curated record. Bases 1 to 1761 code for a protein of 586 amino acids. The transcript is spliced from 2 exons.